UCUGUCUGUUUCUCGGUCUCCUCGUCUUCUCCGAGGCGUCUCCGUCGUCUCCGGCAAGGCGCACGGCGGGUUCAUGAUCAGGAGGUCCGUUCGCUAAGCGGUCUGGCGCAGGAGCAAGAGGAUGGAUAAUCUUGCUGUUCGGUUUCACUUUGGUGGGUCAUUUCUCAAUACCGGUGGGCAGUUGCAAUAUGUUGGAGGGAGAACAGGGAUGUCCGAAGUUGAGUUGGACAAGAUAUCUUAUCCAGAGAUCAAGGGUCAUCUUGCUGAUCAUGUGACCCACUCGAGCUGCUACAGGUUGCAUUGGUUGAAGCCUGGUUGCCAAUUGUCAGAUGGCCUUUUGUUACUUACUGAUGAUGCAUCAUGCCAAUGGAUGGCUGAUAACAUGACUGAUGGAGGUGCUGCAGACAUAUAUGUCGAGGAAGUCUAUGGUAUGCAGUGUGUUGAGCAGAGUCCUGAGAAAAAGGAUAAGGAUUGGAGGAGUUUUAUGCAGUUCUAUAGAUCCCCACCUAAGAUUUCACAAGACUACAAUGAGGCUGAAUGCUAUAUGAGUGGUAGAAGCGAAUAUGAGCAGAGCUAUGUUGAUGGUUCUGCUGAUGACGAGGUAGAUGAUGCUGAUGGCAAUGCUCAUGAAGACAGCAGUGACAAUGACACAUCAGAUGAAGAGUACAAGCAGCCACCAGAAGAUGACAGUUCUGCUGAUGAUGAAGAAGGCCAACAGUUCAAGAAAUUUGCAAAAGAGAUUAAGCGCAAUAUAAAGGCUAAGAAGCUUGGAGUCCAUGGGAGCCAGCUUGGAGAAAUCAGGCUUGAAGAUGUUGUGGCCGAAGUGCCAAACUUAGAUGAUCCUGGUAGCCCAUGCUACGACUCUAGUGAUGCCUAUUCCUAUGAAGAAGACAGUGAUGGAGAGACACAAAGGUGGAAGAGCAUAGAGAACCGAUAUGACAGCAAGGCUGCAGUUCCUAUCUUCACACUUGGAAUGGCCUUUAGGAGCAGUAGGCAAUUCAAGAAGGCAGUGGUGAAAUAUGGCAUAGCAACUCACAAGCACAUCAAGUUUGUAAAGGAUGAGAAGAAAAAGGUGAGGGCUAUGUGUACUUGGAAAGGUUGCAAGUGGCUGAUAUAUGGUUCCAUCACCAGCAGGUCUGAGUGGUUCAAAGUUGUUACCUUUGUUGAUGAACAUACUUGCCCACCAAGGAGAGACAACAAGUUGGUCACAUCAAACGUGAUUGCAAAACAUUAUUACAGUGAAAUCAAAGAUAAUCCCACCUGGAAGGUUGGCCUUAUCAAGAAAGCAGUGCUUAAAGACCUGCUUGCAGAUGUGUCCAUUGCCAAGUGCAAGAGAGCAAAAUCAUUAGUUCUAAAGGCUGCUCUAGAUUCCAUGAAGGGUGAGUACACUAGGGUUUAUGACUAUCAGGCCGAGCUUCUUAGGAGCAAUCCUGGCUCAACAGUUGUGGUCUGUUUAGACCCUGAAAUUGAGGACAGGCAUGUCUUUGAAAGGUUCUAUAUUUGCUUUGAUGCUCUGAAAAAAGGAUUCAAAGCUGGAUGUAGAAGGGUAAUAGGAUUGGAUGGGUGUUGGUUCAAAGGUGCCAACAAUGGGUAG
Panicum virgatum (switchgrass) is the source of this 1594-nucleotide messenger RNA. RefSeq lists its product as uncharacterized. The coding region runs from base 122 to 1594 and encodes 490 amino acids. The transcript is spliced from 2 exons. Lineage: Eukaryota; Viridiplantae; Streptophyta; Magnoliopsida; Poales; Poaceae. The record is from RefSeq and is a predicted model, not a curated record.